Messenger RNA from Austrofundulus limnaeus, 1538 nucleotides. It is a transcript of the gene mcrip2, whose product is annotated as MAPK regulated corepressor interacting protein 2. Lineage: Eukaryota; Metazoa; Chordata; Actinopteri; Cyprinodontiformes; Rivulidae. The record is from RefSeq and is a predicted model, not a curated record. The transcript is spliced from 5 exons. Bases 815 to 1243 code for a protein of 142 amino acids.
CACGCAAUGAAUAAAUAAACAAAGAAACAUUUAUUAAACAGCACUUUCCGGGCAAAUGCUUCUUGAAACAGGCAAUUUAAGAACAAAGUAUGAAUAAUGUGAACUUCUAAUGUUAAAACUACCAAACCUGUCUGAAGGUGAUACAAAUCCCUAAACUGUUUUUACAUUACUACUAAUACAAAAUUAAAAUCUUUAACGCAGUUUUCAUUUUAAGUUAAAAGCAUGAAAAGCUCAUACAAUUUGUUUUUAUUUUACUGAGAUGUUUAACGAUUAUCGUAAGAUAACGUACGCAUUCUGAGUUUAUGGAGCAUUGGAUGCUUUUACUUUGAAAAUACUGACAGGAAGUCAUGUCAUUUGUUGUGUCUAAGUUGACACUCGCUGCGCGUGGUGUCUGUGGCUGCUUAUGAAAACACAAUAAGCCUGGUAAACUGUGACAGAAGGUGUCGCGGUGUCGGCUCCGGUGCAGAGAGGACAGAACCCGGUCCGGUCCGGUCCGGUUGGGCUUCAGGAAGUGUCCACCCGGCCUUCACUCAGCCUUACCCGGCAUGUGGACCUCCGCUGUUCUCCUUGAAUGACCUACACGGCUCCUUGAUACAAGGGGAAAGUCCAGGUGAAGGCUUCACACUCCCACAGAUGACUCUGGUUUCUGAGCGCAGGUCUCGUGACGGAGUCAGGCCGAGUCUGGAGCCGCUGAACCUGGGCAACACACUGAGGCACGCUGCGUCAAACAGAACCGACUGGAAGUUCAGUUCCGAAUCAAUGUUCGGACCCGGUUCUCAGCCCUGACAGAACCUCCAGCAGCUCCUGACCUUGCAUGAUGUACACAAUCACCAGAGGUCCCAGCAAACUGGUUACACAACGGAGGACAGGUCCAACACAGCAGGUCGAGAGCAAAUUCAGCGACUUGAAACUCAAACCGACGACUUGGCUCACAUCAAGCUGUCCUCCCCCAAAGAUCGUGUUCAACCGUCUCAACGGGAAACGUCACAGCGGCUCAGCUGCACAGAAGACCCCGACCCCGGCAGAGGGAUUCACACUUUCACACCAGGAGAAUGUCAGAUUCGUGUACGAAGUGUGGCAGGAGGUCGAGCAGAAGCUGGAGGACAAGGACAGAGGGGAGUCAGCUGACCGCCAAGGACCAGUUCAGUACACUGAGAAGACCCCCAGUGCUGUGAAUAAAAACUUUGUGCCUAUAGACCUGGAGGAGUGGUGGGCUCAGCGCUUCCUCGCCAACCUGUCAUAACCAGCAGGAAGCCUGGUGGCGGUACUGGAGACGGGCUCGUCUCUACAAUAAGUCAGGCUCUGACUGCAGGCCGUGUGCUUCAGCUGCWGCUGGUGGACGACACCAAGUCAGCAGCAACGACCUGACUGAACUCUCACAGCACUGACUUGGUGCUGUGCUGCAUUUAAGGACUCCUCACGACUUGAAUGACACACGAGGAGGUCAGAGGUUGUGAGAUUCUUCUCAUCGAGUGUUCUCGGCUUUUUGUACGUCCCAGCUGACUGAACGUAAAAGAAGUACAAUGUUUUUGAAAAAC